AUGGGCGCUUCAUCGAGUCUUCAGCAGGAGUGCUCGGCGGUCCCGAGCACGGACAAUGAAAUAAAGAUAUUUCGUCAGAUGAGAGCGGAGUACUUUCGCCUGUCCGAGAAGGGGCUGGGUGACGCCGAGCUGCUUGGCAAGCUGCGAGAGUCGUAUCAAGUCAUGGUCAACCGCACAGACCCUCUCCAGAAGCACAGAGGGGACAAGGUUGCCAAGAAAUGGGACUGUCCCAAGGUCAGGUUCGGAAAGACGGAGCUCAAGAUGCCGAUCAUCACGUGCGGCGGGAUGCGGCAGCAGCUUACGUGGAAGCCUCAAGAGACCACGACGAGCAACACCGACAUCCCUAAAGAGUGCGAGGACAAUUUCCAAGCUAUCGUUGACAGGGCGUUGGAGCUGGGUAUCAACCACUUCGAGACCGCGCAGAUGUACGGCACUAGCGAGAUCCAGUUCGGGCAAGCCCUCAAGAAGCACGACAGGUCCUCAUUCAUCCUACAGAGCAAGGCCGCUGCCAAAGAGGACGUGGCGGCUUUCCGCAAGGGCCUGGAGCUGUCCUUCGAGAAACUGCAGGUGGAGUACAUGGACAUUUUCUCGUUCCACGGCAUCAACUCCCUCGAGCAGCUGGACUGGACACUGAGGGAGGGCGGCUGCAUGGAAGUGGUGGAAGAGUUCAGAGCCAAAGGCAAGAUCCGCUGGGUUGGCUUCAGCACUCACGCCCACGCCGAUGUGAUCAAGGCAACCAUUUCCUCCAAGAAGUUCGACUGCAUGAACAUCCAUUACCACUUCGUGGGGUCAUACCAUGCUUCAGGCACCAACCAGACGGAGGGCGAGAGUGACGGAAAUAGGGAGAACGUGGAACUGGCGCACUCGCUCGACAUGGGCGUGUUCUGCAUAUCUCCCAGUGACAAGGGCGGCAUGAUGUACAAGCCUUCCAAGGUGCUCGCCGACGCGUGCGCGGAGUCUGGCAUAACUCCGAUCGAGUUCCACAGCCUCUGGCAGUGGACGCAGCAGCCGAUCGCCCACACGUUCACCGUGGGUGUGGCUAGACCUUCGGACUUCGACGAGCACGUGGCUGCCGCUUCCAUGUUCCACCGCGCUGAUGAGCUGGUCCUACCGGUGCAGAAAGCCCUGAGGGGUUUGAUGGUUGAGAAGCUCGGAGCGGAGUGGAUGUCGAACUGGUGGCAUGGCCUUCCGGGAUGCUACGACACGCCCACGGGCGUGUUCGUGCCGCACAUCGUGUGGAUGUGGAAUGUGGUGACAGCCUGGGGGAUGUACGACUUCGCUAGGGCCAGGUACGCCACUUUGGAGUCGAACUUGAAAAAGCACAAGCCUGAGCUAACUGACGAGGAGAACGUGAACGCGUUCAACCGUUUCACGCCGGGAUACCCGUACCGACCCGACAUCGACAUGGAGGAGCACAUCCCGGACUCUUGCCCCAACAAGGCGAAGGUGCUGGAGAUCUUGAAGGAGAUUCACGAGUGGCUGUGCAAGGAGAACGAGGCCGAAGUGCGCCAGACGCUGGAGCAGCGAGGGUGGUUGCCAGCGUUCGAUUUGCAGCCGAACGUUCCCUUCCCAGAGCGAAAUCCAUCCAGCUAAACUACAAGCGGAGCAG
Molecule: messenger RNA, 1609 nt
Organism: Ectocarpus siliculosus
Lineage: Eukaryota; Phaeophyceae; Ectocarpales; Ectocarpaceae
Source: the annotation of a GenBank genome assembly